This is a messenger RNA of Lates calcarifer (barramundi perch), 2640 nucleotides long. Its product is annotated as adhesion G-protein coupled receptor G2. Lineage: Eukaryota; Metazoa; Chordata; Actinopteri; Centropomidae. Gene Ontology annotation, biological process: cell surface receptor signaling pathway; adenylate cyclase-activating G protein-coupled receptor signaling pathway. Gene Ontology annotation, molecular function: G protein-coupled receptor activity. The record is from RefSeq and is a predicted model, not a curated record. Gene Ontology annotation, cellular component: membrane. The coding region runs from base 175 to 2094 and encodes 639 amino acids. The transcript is spliced from 14 exons.
CAAACACAUGCACUACUGUAUUUUACUUGAAAGGCUCCAGUCAUGAUCACAGCUCACUAGUGUUUGUGUGGUUCAUCCUGUUGACUUCAAGAGAACUACUCUAUUUCUACCGAGUAUUAAUCUUUAUUUGUACUUUUUACCUACACCAUCAGUCACACAUUCAGAGGAAGUGCAAUGGUUCCCUUACUGCUGAUACUGCUGGUGCCUGAACUGCUAGCUGACCAAGUUUGUUUCAACAUUUCAGAUAGUGACAUGAAUAUCAACACAACAACUAUAAACAUCACUGAUAGCCGACUUGGAGGUGUGACAUGCAUGAAAGAUAGAUUUCACUGCAUCUUUCAGUGCGAGUUCAGCAAUAUGACAUGGUUCAGUGGAUCAUCUAUUUGUUUCAACGCCAGAGUGACAAGAAUUCCAGAACGUCUGACCACGUUUUAUAGCAUAGAAGCAUAUGGUAAUUGCUCUUCAUACGGAUGCAUGGAGGAUGCCAUUGUGCCACUGAUGGAGUCUCUGAAUAGAAAAAGCUCUGACAAGGGUGAACUUAAUGAACUCUUCUUCAUAAGGCAAUCAUGUAGACAGCUCUUCAGUAGCAACCAUAGAGUCAAGAAGACCUUCAUAAAUGUGGAAAGACGGAUAAUCCAUAACAUCAUGGAAACAUCUAACCUCAUGCCUGGAACCUCCAUGAUAUACAACCUGAAGGACUUGUCUCUGAAUGUGGUUAACAUCAGCGAGACUGACCUCAGCCCUGCAGGAACCGACUUGAUCCCAAUAGAAGCUCCACAGCUGCUGGCUGAGAACGGGUCAACUGUCCCUGAGAUUUUGCUGCCUGUGUACGCCCUGCGCGACAUCCCACAGGAGGAGAGGAUCGUUGGUUUGGUCAGCUACAUGCAACCCAGCCAGUUCCAAUUUGAACAGGAGGUUAUCUCAUCAAUGGUUAUCAGGAUAGAACUACUUAACGAAAGACGGCUUCAUGAUCUGACAACACCAGUCCAGAUGAUUUUCAGAGUUACUGCACCCAGAGAUAUGGAUAAUGAUUCACGGUUCCAGUGUUGCUAUUUUGAUGAACACGAUUGGGGCUGGAAAUCAGAUGGAUGUGAGACAUUGGAUUAUAGGGAAAGUAACAUUACUUGUAACUGCAAGCAUACAACACCGUUCUCAGUCCUGUUGAUAAAACAACCAAUUGCAGAAGCCCACUGGAAAAUACUGUCAUACAUCAGUUACAUAGGUUGUGGCUUGUCUGCCUUCUUCACUGCUUUGUCCCUCCUGAUGUACGUCUUCAGUCGAAAACACCAAAUGGAUUACUCUUUUGCUAUUCAUGCAUCCCUGAGCGGAGCUUUAUUUCUGCUCAACUCAACCUUCCUUCUGACUGAGUGGGGGUCCAGGGUGGGGCUGGACUGGGUGUGUGUAUUUGUUGCAGCUGUCUUGCAUUACUCCUUACUCUGCUGUUUCACUUGGAUGGCUAUUGAGGCACUUCACCUCUAUCUACUGCUGAUAAAGGUGUUUAACACCUAUUACAAACACUACCUGGUCAAACUCUCCCUUGUUGGAUGGGGGAUCCCUGGUGUAAUUGUGACAGUCUCUUUAGGAAUGAAAGACUUCAAACAGUUUUAUGGAGUUACACAAAUGACCAUGACUGAUACUAACCAAACUAAUGCCAUCUGCUGGAUCACAGAUGACUCCUUCUUCUACUCCUUGAACCUGGUGUAUUUCAUCUUUAUAUUCGUCUUCAACUCUGGCAUAUUGGUGGCAGUGGCCUCCAGGAUCUGUAAGAUGAAACAAGUGUUCAGGAGCACCUCAAAGCUCGGAACAGAGACUCAGGGAAAGACUUGGAAAGACUCCAAGAGGUUCAGUGAUUCUUGCAAGAGUGGCCUCACUGUGCUGGGUCUUACCUGCCUGAUGGGGACCACAUGGGGCCUGGCCUUCCUGGGUUCAGGAUACGUCAACUACCCCGUUCUCUACCUUUUCUGUAUCCUCAACUCUGCACAAGGUUUCUUCAUCUUCAUUUGGGUCUGUCAGUCAGCCAGGAAGCAGAGGAGGAGAGACAUGGAGGAAAGAAUGACUUCAACUCCUACGUCAUCAGGAAUCAAAUCUGACUAGACCCUCAUUCCUUCCUGUCAUUAGUUCUAAUGAUAAAAUCUGUAUAUACUGACUGUGAUUACAUAACUCCCCUGAUAAUCCCCCUCCAUGUAACCAUAGCAAUAGUAACCUGGAAACAUGAAGUCUUGCCAAACUUAAGUUGAAAAUUCAUUUAACUGUAAACUUUUAAUUUAACAUUUUAGAAACAUUUCCUGUGUGAUCUCUAAAUUUUAUUCACAUAAACAUAAAAGUCUUGUUUUUAAAGUAAAGUUUUUUUCCUCUGAUAACCUACCAUAGAAUAUUGUACAUAUGGUUUUGAAUAAAGUUUUCACUAAUCAAUAUGGGGGACUGAUCAAAUUGUAAUCAAAUGAAAUCCUAUGCAAAUUUUGAAUUAGCAUCCACACUGGUAGGAUAUUCAGUAUGGCAGCCAUAAAACCCGUGAUGGAGAAUGUGUGCUUCUUUUGCUUGUUAAGUGUUUUAUUUUUCUACAGGAUUACUUGUGUGGUGUAAAUAUUUCACAUCUGAAUAUUUCUCUCAGCUUAAUUCUAAUAAAAUAAAUCUUUGUUA